Messenger RNA from Durusdinium trenchii, 1998 nucleotides. The record is from the annotation of a GenBank genome assembly. Lineage: Eukaryota; Dinophyceae; Suessiales; Symbiodiniaceae.
AUGAAGCGAGAGGAGAUCGGCAAAGCAAUGCGCAGCUGCUACCCCGAGUUCGUGAUGAAGAAGAAGCACAUAGCUGGCGUUGCAAUGGUGGAAGAAUCCAUCGUAGGAGAGCGCGUUUCUGAGAUCUCCGACCUCGUCGACGACUUCAACGAUGUUGAACAAUUUCUUGCUGAGUAUCAGCAAGACGAGGCUCUUGAAGAAGAAGUCUAUGAAGAGGCCGAGGUCGCAGAAGCAUUGGCGAUCAGCUGGAAAGAUCGACGGCAAGAGCUGUCGAGGUUGCAGAAAGCUCGCAACUUUUCUUCGAAUGCCGCCAAGUCCAAUGAGCUCAGAAGAAGUUUUCGUGUAGAAGUUGAAGAGUUGAAGAAAAAGACACGCUGCCAUCGCUGUGGACAAUUGGGACACUGGUCCAAGGAAUGUCGAAAAGGAAAGGGCAAAGGCAAGCAGUCCUCUUCCUCGAAGGGCUCCUCAGAGACUGGUGCAGCCCUGGUACAACCCGUCCAAGAAGAUGAUGAGCAGUUUGUUGCUAUGGCACAGCAUUUUGCAAGUUGGUCGCCGCUUGACAUCCUGCGUUCCACGAAGCGAGCAACAGAUUCCUCGAUUCCUGAUUGGACCGUGCACGAAACUCUGCUGGUUUCAAGCCCUGGUUUCGGGGUGAUCGAUUCAGGAUGCGGCCGCACUAUUGUCGGCCGUGAGACACUUGCCAAGUUCAAGCAAAUGUGGCAGCAACACGGCAUGUCAUGCCCUGAGCCUGAGCCUGAGAUCAACUACUUCAGGUAUGGCAAUGGUGAAAAAGAGGCCUCCACUGAGGUGCUGGCCAUGCCAGUUCGAAUCGCUGGCAAGUCUGGAUCCAUCCGUGCAGCCAUCGUGCAAGGACAAGCCCCAUUGCUGAUCUCGCGCGCAGCUCUUCAGAAACUCAAGGCAACACUGGCCUUCGGACAAGGCACCAUGACCAUAUUUGACGAUGCAGUGCAGGUGCCUCUCCACACCAAUUCCGCUGGACAGUUCAUGAUUCGAGUCUUGCCCGAGGAAACCAAGGGCAAGGAAGUGCAGUUCUCGGAAGUUAUGGCCUCUCAGGAAGCCAACAGUUGCUGUGAUCAUGAGCCUACAAUCGCACCUUCCAUGCCAGAGACCGCCUUAGAUCUUGAAGAACAGGCCCGAGACUCCGCUGACACAGGACAUCCAGGGUCGUCUGUUUGGUCUCGUGUGGAUGAAGGUUUGACCUUAACGCCAGUGACGGGCAAACAGGAACACGUCAACACGAUCGAGAGCCUGCCAGUUCAAGUGUGCCGACAGUUGACGGCACAAAUCAAGCAGGCACCAAGUCGAGUCGGCUCCUUUGUGCAGGGGAAGCGUUUCAUGUUGGCUGAGAUUUUCAGCCCUCCUCGUUUCGCUCCGUCCAUCGAAGCAGUAGGGGAGGAUGAAGAAGCCAUCAAACGAGCCCUGCAUCGACUGCACAAGAAUCUCGGCCACUGUAGCACUAAAGAUCUGGUUCGCAUCCUCCGACAUGGAUCUGCGUCCGACAAAGCCAUUGAGAUGGCCAAGACGUUGGAAUGCACCGCCGGUCUUGACGAUUCCGCCAAGUCUCAAGCCAUUCGUACAAGCGCCAGACAGGCUGUUGUUGCCAUGCAAGAUGACAAAGCCUUGAGACAGGCCUUGGCUGCUCGACCUCGUGCCAUGCUGUCGUAUCAACCAGGCGAUCUCGUGUGCUAUUGGCGACAACAGAAAGUGAUGGGUCAAGGUGUGGUUCAACAAGGUGGACGUUGGUAUGGUACUGCAAUUGUGAUAGGAGGUGGCAUUCGAUGGCUUCCCACGAAGUGGAUGUUGGCAGAUGGCUUGACCAAAGACAGCCAAGAGCCAAUUGACUUGCUUCGAUCCUGUGUCCGUCAAGGGACAUAUCAGAUUUCUCCAGAGGACACGGUUCUCAGACAACAAGCUGAAGAACGCGAACGAAGGAAAAGCUUGAAAGCCGACGUCAUGGAUAAUUCAGUGCAACUAUAG